AUGGACGCUUCCGCCCUUCUCGCCAAGCAGGGCUGGCGCGGCCACGGCCACGGUCUCGGAAGCACCGGCCACGGCAUCGCACGCCCGCUGCUCGUCUCCAACAAGCAGGACGCCCUCGGCGUCGGCAAGAAGAAGCUCCAGGUCGCGGACCAGUGGUGGAUGCGCGCAUAUGACACGGGUCUGAAAGAGCUGGGCACCGGCAAGCAGACCGCGCUCGCCUCCAUCAGACAAAACGGCGUCAACAAAGGCGGCCUAUACGGAUUCUUCGUGAGAGGCGAGGGCCUGGCCGGCACUCUCUCCGACAACAACCUGCCCUCAGAGCCGCUGUCCAGCAGCACUUCCUCACCCUCCGACACCUCCACGCCCGCAACCACCCCCGACGCCGAAUCGACGCCCGAGCCGAAGAAGCGCAAGCGGGCUGAUGGCGAAGAAGGAAAGCGGAAGAGGACGAAAGAGGGCAGUGUCGCACAAAGCAAGGGCAAGGACAAGAAAAAGGACCGCCGUUCGAAACUGGACUCUGCCGCCACGGAGGAUCCCAAGCUGCUGCGCCGGGCUGCAAAGAAGGCGCUGAGGCAGAAAAGGGCUCUGAGGGAGUCCGGUAGUAAACAGGCUGGCAGCGACGGCGAGGACAAGGCGCAGAAGAGAGGGCCGGCUACUCCCGCGGGCGAGACCACAGCGUCCAACACAGGAGAGGAGAAGCGAUCAAGAGAAGGCAAGGGUACGGAUGCUCCCAGGGAGGCUGGGAAAGCCAGCUCGGAGAAGAAGCUGAAGAAGUACGCCGCGAAGGCCGCGGAGAAGGGCAUGACGGUUGAGGCAUUUCUGGCCAAAAAGGAGCGCAAGAAGGAAAAGGCCAAGAAAUGA
Diplodia corticola is the source of this 861-nucleotide messenger RNA. Its product is annotated as dna-directed rna polymerase ii subunit rpb1 protein. Lineage: Eukaryota; Fungi; Ascomycota; Dothideomycetes; Botryosphaeriales; Botryosphaeriaceae. The record is from RefSeq and is a predicted model, not a curated record. The transcript has 2 exons. Gene Ontology annotation, molecular function: nucleic acid binding. The coding region runs from base 1 to 861 and encodes 286 amino acids.